Molecule: messenger RNA, 1362 nt
Organism: Punica granatum (pomegranate)
Lineage: Eukaryota; Viridiplantae; Streptophyta; Magnoliopsida; Myrtales; Lythraceae
Source: RefSeq, a predicted model, not a curated record
ACAGUGACAGAGACAGAGACAGAGUAUGCAUCACUACAUGCUCUGCUCUCACGCUCUCACCACCUCCUCUGCGACUGCAACAUCACUUGUUAUAUUUACGUCUAAUACUAAUUGAUUGUUCUCUUCUUUAUUUUCUCAAUCCUCCAUUAAUUCCUCCAACCUUAGUCACUCCGAAGCCCCUACCCCUUCUGAUCUCCAUUUGAAGUUGAUUGAUAUCAUCUACACAAAAACAUGCUCCAACCAGCCGCAUUCACUCUCCCGCCCUUACUCAUCACUCUCCUCCUCCUCCACAUUCUCCACCCUGCCCGAGCCGGUCUGCUGGCAGAGCCAGUCUCUGGCCAGAACCAGCCCUACACGGUCCCUGCCUUCCCAACCGACGCAGACAACCAAAUCUGCAAGCUUGACCUCUCCGCCGAGCUGUUUGGCGGCGUCAGUGAGGCCUGCGGUCGGAACCUUGACCGGAGCCGCUGCUGCCCUGUCCUGGCCGCAUGGCUCUUUGCUGCCCAUGCCAGGUCCGCCCUCCAGCUUCCUGCACCGGCCCCCUCCCCCUCCCCCUCCGCCGCGUCCGUGUACGGCGACGACAUGCCUAUGAUGCCCGACGACUCCCAGAAGUGCGUUGACUCUCUCCAGUCAGCGCUCGUGAGCAAGAACGUCCGGCUCCCUCAGGCGAACGCAAGCUGUGACGCGAUCCUAUGCUUCUGCGGGAUUCGGCUCCACCAGAUCAGCUCACUCAGCUGCCCGGCAGCGUUUAAUGUGUCCACCGGACUCCAUAACGCCACUCCAACUGCUGCCGUCAAGAACUUGGAGAAGAACUGCCGGAAUUCCUCCUACUCCGGUUGCACCAAGUGCCUCGGAGCUCUCCAAAAGCUGAAGGGAGGAUACAAGAACUGGACUGGGGAUGUCCAGAACGGGGAUCGGGCGAGGAAGAUGUUCAACAGGGACUGCCAGCUCAUGGGGCUGACAUGGCUGCUGGCACGCAACAAGACGGCGUACAUCCCCACCGUCUCGGCCGUCCUGAGGGCGAUCAUGUACAGCGCCCACCCUCCCCACCAGUCGACUUGCAGCCCCGAUCAGGAGAACAUGCCGCUUGCCGUUGACUCCCUCCAGUUCGACUGGGGCCAGUCCUCAUCUCUGCCAUCCAAUUUCUUUUUCCCUUUUUUGCCCCUCGUCAUGCUAAUCUCUCUGUUCCUUCAUUAGUUAGUCUUAUUAUUACGCUGUGUCGCGGGAAAGCUUAAUUAAGGCUAGAGCUUGCUGACAAACCGGGCCAUUGAGGUGCUAUUUUUUGUCAUUGUUUUCAUGCCCACUGUAUAUUUCAGGUCGACUACGUCUUAAACUAAUUAAUAGGAGAUUCAUUUUCAUUCA